CUUUUGACCUCUCUCCCGCGCGUGACGGAGUCAACGUCGUUUCUGUGGUAACCGGGCUGCGCGUCCUCAUCGGAGCCCGGGACUCUCUGGAGUUGCAGGAUCAAAAAUGUCAGUACUCACUUCUCCAAGAGGAAAAGUUGAAGUGGUACAUUGCCGAAGAACAGAGACACAGGAUAUUUAUUGUAUCAAAAACCUCAUUAGAAAAUUUACCCAGAAGCUCUUUGGAAAUCUUAAUAUCAUCUAUCUUCUGGAGAAAGCAAACCUUGCCAUCACCCUCCACAAUGAUCAAGAGGAGAUCAUGGCCCAGGCCACCUUCCUGGAUUACCCCAACUGGAAUAUCGCCACGCAGGACGAUUGGGUGUCUGUGUUCCGGGAGCUGGACAGUGACAUACCAUGCACACCUCUGAACACACUGUUCAUGCACCUCUUUGUGGCUGUGGACGAGUAUUCUGUCGGCUGUUGCAAAGAGAUUAUUCGGACCGUGUUCAAGGCGGUGCUGGACCUGCACUUUGUCUUCCUCAUCGUGCCAUCCUGCAUGAGCCUCGGCUCCACUCUCAAAACCGUGUUCAGCCAAGUGGGGUGUGUCCCGAGCCUCACCAAUGACGAGGACUUUGCCGUGCACGUGUGUCACAGGCACAGCCACUACCCUCAGCUGCACAUCCGCAAAGCCAGGGUGGAAGAUCACGACGACCUCAUGCCAAUAUUCCUGCACCAUGACACCAUCCUGAAGGAGACGUAUGGCGAGUACUUCCUGGCUGAGCUCAUCGAGGCCCAAGACGAGGAGAAUCACGCUGUCGUGUGUGAGGUGGAAGGUGUGGCUGUCGGGUUCAUGAGCGUGUGCUCACAGGUGAACCUGGAGCUCCUGCACAAGUGCUUUGACCUGGGACCCUUCCAUGGACUCUGCAUCCCGCAUCAGGACGACAUCCUAGAACCACCCCAGGAGUUCAGCGUCCACGAAAGUUCAGACUCCCAGCUCGAGAACAGCAGCGAGGAAUCCCAGAAAAUAGUCAAGGAGCCGCAGGAAGCUGUGUCGCUGGAGACCAGGGAGAGCACCCAGAGAAAAGGCACAGAAGCCGCAGUGGAGGAAGCUUUGUCACCAGUCACAAGUGAGAACACUGGUGAAGUGGAGGACUCAGAAAAACUCAGUCAAGUGAGCAGUAUGGUUUACAUGGGUUACUACAUCAGCCAUAGGAGCUCAUUGUCCCUCUCUCUGCCUGAGGACACCAGCAGUUUCCACCCCAUCUACAAGGGCGCCUCCACCGCCUUCUGCAUCCAGCUGUUUUUUAUCGACGAGAAGUACGAAGCAAGGUCACUGGACUUUAUGAAUUUUGUUUUCCAUCUUUUCCAUGACAAGGACUUCUGCAUCGUUUCUGUGCCGCAUCUCACCCCUGAGUUUGUCCUCAUCCAGAGCUUCGUGAAGGUGGUUCCGUUCAACAACUGCACCCUAGAGCAGGACCUGUACGUCUUCCAUCGGGCAGGGUUGCUCAAGACCAUUAAAAUAAGAUUAGCUACCCUCUUGGACACUCCUGGUGUUGAAAAGCUCGUCAGCACCCUCAUGCCGUGUAAAAGCAUAUUGGAGGAUUUGAAGCAGUACAACGAGGCUCGAAGGGACCCUGAUGGAACACCACUUCAGGUAUUUGUAGCUGAAGUUGCAGAACAGGUAGUCGGCAUUGCAGUGAUCAGAAAUGAAAUGGAUAUAGAGUAUAUCCGAUCUCACUACAACAUUGAAGAUUUCAUCUACUUCAAUCACCACCAGCGCGAAGAGCACGGACACCUGUAUCACUUUGUCCUGAAUCCCAUUUUCCGGCACUACACCAAGUUUUUCCUCAAGGAGAUUCUCCGUUUAGGAUACAAAUCUUGUCUCUACUACCCUGUUUACCCACAAGUCAAGGAGGGCAAGGUCCAGAGCCCCAAGGCCCACUCGCUGACAUCCGCCCUCCACUACUUGGUUCCCGUGCGGCCCCGACGACAGAUUGUCUAUCCCCUGGAAAAGCUUGGCAUCAACGCUCCAUCAAAGGAGGUCUCCAAGGACGCGUUGAGUUAUGCCUUGAACCAUACAAACAGAAAACUAUCGUUGGAACCUAAAAUAACUGUCAAUGCCAAGAUUGUUGUUGUUGGCGCAUCCAACGUUGGAAUUUCCUUCCUAGAAACGCUGGUAUUUUGCUCUCAUCUGAAGUUCAGUAAUCUCACCUUGAUUUCAACCUACGGACUCCCAGGAAAAAAACUUCUGGGCAAUGAACAAAGGAAGUUUUUAGCAAAUGACCACUGCUAUAAUGACAGAGAUCAUGAAUUGAUGUCGCUGUGCUCCUGGGUCAACGUGGUGGUUGCUAAGAUGACCGCCAUAGACCGAGCAGCCAAGCAGGUCGUCGUUUCGAGAGAGAAAGUCGUGCUCUAUGACCACCUCAUCCUCUGCACCGGACGGCAGUACCAGGUCCCAUGCCCGACGGAGGUGGAUAUUAACCUCCAUCCGACCAACAGAGAGGUUUCAAACAGCUGCCUGCGGCGGUACACCGGCCCAAUUCCCUGCAAUCAUUUCACCCUCAACGAUGAGGAGGAUUGCCUGAGGGCCCUGGCCUGGAUCAAGAACAACUCCAUCACUGCCGAAGGGAACAUCAUCAUCUAUGGGAACUCAAUUGACACAUACACCACUGUGGAGACCCUCUUGAGCCUGGGGGUCAGGGGCUCCUGCAUCCACCUGGUACAGCACCCACCCACAUCCAUCAUCACCUGCAUCAACGACUGCGCCGUGGAGGGCGCGAUAGAGGACGCGCUCCAGGCCGCGGGGGUGAAUGUGUACCGGGACGCACUGCUGGCUCAGUGGAACAACGGGCUGUACCCGGACCCCAUCCACACCGCCAGCUUCACUACGCCCACCAAGCCCUUCCAGCUCCCCUGCUCCAUGUUCUUCAGCUUCCUUGAGAAGAACGUGGAUUAUGAAACGUUCAAAGCCUUCAAUGAUGCAUGCCUGGUCUACGAUGGCCGACUCGUGAUCGACAGCAACUUCCACACCAAUGACAUAGCCAUCAGAGCUGCCGGCCCCCUCACCAAGUUCUCUAAUAGGUACUAUUCGAAUGAGUGGACUCACAGCAACUUCAAUUCCAAAGAGAUCGGCUUCCAACUGGCAGCAGCAAUGCUCAAGCUCUUCGAUCCGACUCUGGAGCCUGUGACCGAACCACCGGCCGACCUUGACCGACUCAUCCCCAUGUACAAGGGAGCCAAGAUCAAAGUAUGUUGGUUACACAGUGGAGGAGGACAGAGAAAGGGAACAUCUUGGCCACGUUUACAAAGCCUUGGAGGCAUCCUCCCUGGGUCUUACCAUUACUUGCAUGUCUCCAAGCCCGCCAUUCCAACCCCUUUGGAGGUACAGAGGGCCCAGUCUGAUUUUGGUUCAGAAAUAAUAACGGGUAACGUGAAGAAUGGGAAUUACUUCCGCAUCCACAUCAACAAGUACAGGAUGGUGGAAACCAUCACAUGCCUUUCCAAAGUGCCUUUCCCCGCUUCCAACUACAUCCGCUUGUUUGGUCAGCACGAGCAGGCCCUCAACAACCUGUGCGCUCGGUAUGAAGAUGGGCUGGUCCCAGAUCUCUACAGCUACUUCACGGAGCCGUGGUGCAUGGCCCUCUUUCACGAUCGUUUUAUUGAUCUCCGGAAAGCGUUACACCAAAUCUUAUCCUCCAAGGAGGAUGAAAACCUUCCUUCUAUGGAAGAGUUAGCCCGUCAGAUCGAAGAUGAGGAAAUCAACCUGCCAGAGAAGCCCAGGAAUUACCUCAAAAGAGUUUUCCAGGAAACCAUCUACAGGCCUCUGGUGGAGAAGAGCAUCCUUGACUACCUGCACUACAAUCAUUACCACCUGCCCAUGUACGCGUGGCCGGGCAUCAUUUAGCUGCGGCCACCGCCUCCACGUGAUCGUUUCCACGCGUGUCGUUUCGGGAAGUGCUCGAUAGAAGCAGGAAACCUGGCUGGACCGCCGGGCACCAUCCUUUUCUGCGGCCACUAGAUGCCUGUAGUUUCCUAUCGUCCCAGUAGGUGGCGCACGGCGGUGCGACUCGGUUCUGGGGCACGGAGAGGCUUUACCCACACCAGGCGUGUUCCUGGCCAGAAUAACCCAGUUUAGCAAUAAAAUGAGACCGUUAGUGUGCAAAA
This is a messenger RNA of Bubalus bubalis (water buffalo), 4143 nucleotides long. RefSeq names its product cilia and flagella associated protein 61 (gene CFAP61). The record is from RefSeq and is a predicted model, not a curated record. The coding region runs from base 107 to 3883 and encodes 1258 amino acids. Lineage: Eukaryota; Metazoa; Chordata; Mammalia; Artiodactyla; Bovidae. The transcript has 28 exons.